AUGGGGUUGUCAAAAGAGAUCUGGAUAGGAUGUGACAACAUCAUGGGAGAAAAUAAUGGGAUGAAGGGAGAGGCUCCUCAGAUGAAUGGAUCAGUAGAUGUUGUUCCAACAAUUGGGGGAGGAGUGGACUCUCCAAAACCAAGCCUGCGUGAGACAGUGGCUACUUCUAACAUCUUGGUGGAAAAAGCUAUGGAUACAAAGAUUUCAGAGGAACCAGCACAAACAGUUGACUCUCAGGAAGUUGAGACAGAGCAACCAACAGAGACUGAAAAACUUGUUGAAGAUAAAGGUACUUGCACAGGGCUAUUAGAGACAGAGAUACUGACAGUUGAACUUUCAAAGAAACAAACUGAGGCAGAGUUACACAUAGAAAGAGAGAAACCGGGCAUGUCAAUGGAGCAGGAAGCAGAAAUAGCCCUAGAUCAUGCACUUUUCUCUUCGAUAGAAGGAGAAAAUAUUGUGAUGACUAAUAAUGCAGCAUUGUCAGGCUCAGGGGCUCCUCAAGUCAUUCCGAAGGCUGGAGAAAAGAUAAGAAUAGAGUAUGAAAAGAAAGUUACACAGCUCAGACUUCACGAUGACAAAGGGGAGGAUCCUCAUCUGGUUGAUGCUACAAGGACUGCAAUAAAAAGCUUACAAACAAGAAUUAAGGUUGCAAUGCAAGUAGUUGAUUCAAUUUCCAGGAGAAUACAUAUGUUGAGGGAUGAAGAGUUGCAGCCACAAGUUGUAGAGUUAAUACAAGGGUUCAUGAGAAUGUGGAAGGUAAUGCUCGAAUGUCAUCAAAGACAAAAUAAGAUUAUUGCAGUAGCUAAAUCUCUAGGUCAUGUUGCUGCUAGUAAUGUAUCCGAUGAAAUGCAUCUAAAGGAAACUAUACACCUAGAAUUUGAACUUCAAAAUUGGCAUGCAUGUUUCAGCAAUUGGGUUAAAGCCCAGAGGGCUUAUGUUCAAGCUUUGAAUGGGUGGCUUUUGAAGUGCCUUCAUCAAGAGCCCGAGUUAACUUCUGAUGGACUUGCACCAUUCUCCCCUCGCAGGGUUGGUGCUCCCCCUGUGUUUGUCAUUUGCAAUGAUUGGUCUCAAGCAUUUAAUAAUAUACCAGAAAGUGAAGUUGUUAAAGCCAUAGAAAAAUUUGCAGUGGCUGUGAAACAAGUGUGGGAACAUCAGGAUGAGGAGCAGCGUCUGAAGAGUAAAGCUGAGUUUCUUGAAAAGGAUUUAGCUGGAAGGGCUCAUUUAGUGGAAAAAAUGGAAAGCAGAUUGCAUGAACCUCAAUCUUCGUCCGAUAAAAAACUUGAAUCAGAUAUAGGACAAGCUAGUGCUGGUUUGACUGAACAAAAAAAUUCUAUAGAUUCUUUUAGGAAACAGGUGGUGAGCUGA
Molecule: messenger RNA, 1368 nt
Organism: Cryptomeria japonica (Japanese cedar)
Lineage: Eukaryota; Viridiplantae; Streptophyta; Pinopsida; Cupressales; Cupressaceae
Product: protein ALTERED PHOSPHATE STARVATION RESPONSE 1-like
Exons: 4
Coding region: 1-1368 (455 amino acids)
Source: RefSeq, a predicted model, not a curated record